Messenger RNA from Aureobasidium melanogenum CBS 110374, 519 nucleotides. RefSeq lists its product as uncharacterized. The coding region runs from base 1 to 519 and encodes 172 amino acids. The record is from RefSeq and is a predicted model, not a curated record. Lineage: Eukaryota; Fungi; Ascomycota; Dothideomycetes; Dothideales; Saccotheciaceae. The transcript has 3 exons.
AUGUCUUCGGGUCUUAACAUUGAAAACACCAACAUCAAGACUGCUCCUGGAGUCACUCUUGAGGGUCAGGAGAAGACGUUGGUGGGAAGUGUUCUUGAUCUCUUUGCUGGUCGUCCUAGUCUCGAGAAGCUGCAGCUUUGGAAGGAUGAGGGUGUUUUCGAGGACCCCAUCACCAUUGCUGAAGGUCGCAAGCAGUACGAGGCACAAUGGUACGGUCUUCAAUCAGCAUUCAGCGAGAUCGAGAGACUGGACCACGAGGUCACAUCAUCGGGCAACCCUAUCAGCAUGAACAUGAAGACGCGCUACAAGGUCAAGGGUGUUGGUAUGGAGCAGACCAUUUCUUCAGUCGUCAACAUCUUCCACGAGGGCGGCAAGAUCACAAAGGUCCAAGACAAGUGGAACGGCAACCUUCCCGAGGGCGCGAUUGCAAAUGCCUUCCGCAACCUCAACUCGGUCACAGUACCCAAGAUCAUCUCUGUCCCUAAGAACAAGGAGGAGGAUAAUGCAAGAGGCAACUAA